Molecule: messenger RNA, 928 nt
Organism: Suillus subalutaceus
Lineage: Eukaryota; Fungi; Basidiomycota; Agaricomycetes; Boletales; Suillaceae
Exons: 3
Coding region: 151-885 (244 amino acids)
Source: RefSeq, a predicted model, not a curated record
GCGACCGUCCAGAUAUAGGGGAGAGUGCAGCUACUUUGCUUAGUGAAAUUCCAUCAUCAGAUGGAAGGGACAGUCCACAUCCGAGCGCUCCGCAUGUUGCAGGUCGCGAUUUUGAAGAUUGGACUGUGACGCAGGGUUUUUUUUACGUGGAUGGGUGGAUUCAUGCUCUACUUCGAUGACAAGUCGCGAGCCACUCUUCGACCCGACGAACUUUUGCGUUUUGUUCGUGAGGGAUCCGUGGACGUACCUGUCAUCAUAGAAGCAGACAUAGAAGAUCGAAGCAAGGGUGACGCAUUAUCCAAGGGCAUUGCCGUUCUUCAGCUGGCGUGGUUCGUUCUUCAGCUUGUCGCCCGUUACACCCAGAACCUUCCGAUAACACUGCUUGAAAUCGACACUCUGGCUGUAGCUGCCCUGACCUGCAUUACCUAUGGCUUUUGGUGGAAGAAGCCCAAGGAUGUGGGACGUCCUCAUGCUAUUUAUUGGAAAGCAACUGCAUCUCGGCCAAGAAGAUUAGCCUACGACAAAGUAAAUCCAAUGUUCUCCCGUGAAAACUGUUCCCAUUACUUUAUCUCUUGUGUCUAUCCGAUUUUUACUCUUAUGGGCGCCGCCACAUUCAAUUCCCCCCGUGCUGUCCAUUCACAUCGGGUUCCGUCUGUAGGUGGCUAUGAUGAGGAUGGUGCCGGUCGUCAUCGAACCAUUAUACUUGCCAUCGGAUGUUGCAGUGGGGCGGUGUUUGGAGCGAUACAUUGUCUAGGCUGGAAUGAUGUGUUUCAGGGGCGUACAGAACAGUUACUCUGGCGUGUGGCUUCCCUUGAGAUAGUAUUAACACCGGUAGGUAUUAUGAUGUUGAGCUAUUUUAUUUGGGGGAACGAUUCGGACGGAUGAAGUUGUCGCACCUGUGGGUUUAGUCGUUGGCGCUCUCAUAUAU